AUGGCAGCAGUCUACAAAACAGUUUCCAAAAAGAAGGCGCGUCAGCAGGUGGAGGACAUGGAUGAGGACUCCGAUGUAUCCAUGACUGAGCUUCUCGAGGACGCCGACGACACCACCGACAGUGAGGAAGAGGAGGAGGAUGGAGUGGAGGACCGAAUUGCUGAGGCGAGAAAGCAACUUGCAGCCGGACUCAUGCCUAAAACCCGAGUUCUCAUUCUGACCUCGCGCGGUGUCUCACAUCGUCACCGACACUUGAUGGCCGACCUUUGCGCACUGCUUCCCCACACCCACAAGGAGACCAAGCUUGACACAAAGAAGAAGACCGCUGGCUACAACCUGUUGCUCAACUCCCUCGCCGAUCUGCACUCAUGCAACAUGAUCUUCUUCCUCGAGGCCCGCAAAAACGGCCAAGACCUUUACCUCUGGCUGUCCCGACCACCCAACGGACCCACGAUUAAAUUCCACCUGAACAACUUGCACACGAUGGGUGAACUCGGUGCUGGUUUUGCCGGCAAUUGCCUCAAGGGCGGGCGUGGUGUUGUUGUCUUCGAUCGCUCAUUCGAUGAGCAAGGCCCGGACAUGAGCGCUCCCGGCACUGAAUACCGUGGUCUGAUCCGGGAGAUGCUGCGCGGUAUCUUCUGUGUUCCCAAGCGUGGAGUCAAGGGCAUGAAGCCCUUUGUGGAUCGCAUCAUCGGUGUGUUCGGAGUAGAUGGCAAGAUCUGGAUCCGCGUGUACGAGAUUCGAGAGUCCGAGGCUGGAAAGAAGAAGGACGGCGAGGAGACUGCCAAGCCUACCCCCAGAGGAGCCGAUGGUCAGCCCGAAAUCUCCCUGGUCGAGAUCGGUCCCCGCUUUGUCUUGACCCCGAUUGUCAUCCUGGAAGGCAGCUUCGGUGGCCCGGUUAUCUACGAGAACAAGCAAUACGUCAGUCCCAACCAAGUCCGCCGUGAGGCCCGCCUGGGCAAGGCCGGCCGUUACGCCCAGCGUCGUGAAGUGCAGACCGACCGCGUGUUCAAGCGCGCCGACUUGGGUCUUUCCGACAACUCAUCGCGGAAGCCAGAUGCGCUGGAGACGAGGAAGUUGUUCGCGUGA
Messenger RNA from Penicillium oxalicum, 1089 nucleotides. RefSeq names its product ribosome biogenesis protein BRX1. The record is from RefSeq and is a predicted model, not a curated record. Gene Ontology annotation, cellular component: nucleolus. The coding region runs from base 1 to 1089 and encodes 362 amino acids. NCBI's taxonomy places the organism in Eukaryota, Fungi, Ascomycota, Eurotiomycetes, Eurotiales, Aspergillaceae. Gene Ontology annotation, biological process: rRNA processing; ribosomal large subunit assembly. The transcript is spliced from 2 exons. Gene Ontology annotation, molecular function: rRNA binding.